Molecule: messenger RNA, 1673 nt
Organism: Carassius carassius (crucian carp)
Lineage: Eukaryota; Metazoa; Chordata; Actinopteri; Cypriniformes; Cyprinidae
Exons: 3
Coding region: 505-1140 (211 amino acids)
Source: RefSeq, a predicted model, not a curated record
CGUGUAACUGAGGUAAUUGGAUAUUCCCUUUAAUUCUUUUUAACAAACUGAGAGAUGGCGGCUGUUUGUAGAUAUUAGUUUAUGCAAAUUCUCACACAGAUGAUGUACAAUAUCAGUGUUUGAAUAUCUAUUUGAAAGAUCUGUAUGCUUAAGGUCGAUUUUACACUACUUUUGGUAUUACUCUUUAAUAUUUCUACUUUUUAGGCAUUACUUUUCAUCCACUACUGUUUCCCCUUGAAUUUCUUCAAUUAGUAAUACAGUUAACACUGCAGUAACACCUGUCUGUGUUAACAUGAAAGAGAGGUGUGACUUCUACAAGUACUCGCCUGUAUAGUCAUCGUGAUCGUGAGAACCGUAAUAACUGCUUACAUUAUAUUUGCUUUCAUACUUUUUACUCGUUGCCCCAUCAACAAUCUCACUGAGAAUGGCAGCUGUUACAGAUCACUGAAUUGACUUUCCCUCAGUUCUGACAUUUCAGUCAUUACAGAAACUGUAUGAAGAGGGAUGGAUCCUGUUGAGGAGGGUCUGGUCAGCUGGUUAUCAGGUUGUUCUUCCUCACUUCUGAUUAGCAUUGUGUCAGCCCUCUUCAUCAUCAUUUAUGUCACAGUCUACAGCCUUUGUACAAGCUGUUUCAGUAUAUCUGAAAGUGUUUCACCCAGGCAUUUGCACAGACGAGAGAAAACAAAUAUUCCAUCUGCACCCCAACAAAAUAAACUACCUGAGUCCCAGAGUGUUGAAUAUAUGCCAGAUGCCAGGGAUCUGACUGAUCAUAUAUACUCACCCGUGGAGGCUCAACUGAAUGAGGAAAAUCCUUAUGAGUGCAUUAGUGAGCCUCCAUUACAGCCUCCAUCUGACAAAGCUGAAGGGGAGAAUGAGAGCCCUUCCCCAGCAAUGACAAAGCCUGAUCAUAAUCACUCUGUCUCAGCCCCCAACGAACCAGUAAACAAGCAGGCAGCGGAGCAGCCUGAUGCUUUACCUCAAAAUCUGACCAACUCUGAACUGACUGCUGUCUAUGCUGCAGUGAACUGGAAAACCAAGAGUCAGAAGAACAUAGCACCUCUGUUUGAUACGGAUACUGUGGUUGAUAUGAGUGAUAUUGCUAGGGAGGCUGUCCCUCCUAUUCCUGACAAACAUUUCUAGUAUGAGAGAAUUUUAAUUUAAAAUACAUUAUUUGUAUUUAUUCAGAUUUUGCAAGCCUUAAAACAAACUUGCAACACAAACAUGUCAUUAAAAAUAAAUAUUUAGUAUUUAUUUGAGUUUUUUUUAUCAUGUGAACUAUAAUAUGUCUAUUCAUUGCCAUAACUUCAUAUAAAACUAUAAAGGAAUCCAACCAUGUCUGGGUUAUUGUAGGUCAGUGUGAGUCACAUGACACAAUGCCUCGAGCCAAUGCCCAGACUGGAUUCAGAGACUGAAACCCAACAUGCUUGUGCUGUCCAGACCUAAAAUCCCCUUUGGAGGAUGAAGACCGUCGGGGCACGGCCGCCGACAGAAGAAAGCUUAUAAUCCCCAGACAUCAUUACAUGAUUAAUGCUUUCUUCUAAAUGUCUGUUUGCAAAUACACAAUGCUGAAUAUGUAGGAAAUAGACCAAAUGAUGUAGGUGAAAGGUGACAUGCCAAUGGACCGCUCUGGAAACUGAAAAAUCUGUCUAUUCACACACACACACACACACACA